AUGGGGCAGCGGCAGCGGCGGGGCCCGGCCGUGCUGCUCCUCGCCCUGGGGCACCUGGCCGGGCUGCUGGCAGCGGGACCCGCCUGCGCCGACGCUUACCGCGGCCUCUCGGACUGCGUGCUCAAGCUGGGGGACAGCAUGGCCACGUACGAGGAGGAGGAGGGCAUCGAGCUGCAGGGGCUGCACAGGGUCUGCAGGUAUUGGGAUGAAUUCCACACCUGUGCCCUGACAGUGCUCUGGGAGUGCCAGAAGGAAGCAGCAGCUGUCUGGGAGAUGCUGAGAAGGGAGUCCAGAAAAACCAAAUUUCAAGGCAGCUUGUUCGACCUGUGCAGCCCCAGCAUGGCCCAAAGCUCUGCCUGGACCCACGUUCCCAACAUUUCCAUCCUCAGCAUCCCCCUCAUUGUCACUUGGCUGAACUUAUAAACUGCAGCUCUGUGAGUAUCCCAACAGGAGUGGUGGCAGGGUGUGGUGUGGCACAUUUCAGAUGUGUUUUCCAAACCUUGGAGGAAUACACUGUGUGGAGCUCAGAAACUCCCAGCUCCAUCCUGCACCUGUGAGACAUGGAAGAGCUUGGCAUCAUCUCCAUGGUGUUGAAAUUUCUCUGUAAUUUGGAGUAACUCCUCUCCCCCUUCUGCCUCAAGGCACAGGCACAGAUCUGGCUGUCAGAUUUGGGAACUUGUAAAUACAGGGCACAGGAUUUGGGGAGAAAUGGUAAAUUCUGGGAAAAAAAAUGAAUGCUGGACUCUUUUAUGGCAACUGGAAGGAAACCUGUUUACUCUGCUGACUCUUUCUACCAGAUCAACUCUCCAGGGUUUUGAUUUGGACACUCAAAACAAGAUGGGUAUUUUUCCCACUGCUCCCUGAGGUGCAGGGGAUGGUGUCUGUCCUGUCACAGGCUGAAGGGAGUCCUUACUUUCUUCUUUGAGGACGUGGUAAAACCCCUGCUGAACAACAAUCACAGUUGCAUGACUUCUCUUGCACACAUCUGAAUUUCUGAGUAACUUCUGUGUUAUGUGUAAAUCCCUUUUCUAUGGACAGAGGUGAAAAAUAUUUGGGGGAGAAGGAGUAUCAAGCUAAGAGGACAAAAGGGGUUUAUAGCAACUCCUCUGCUUUAAAGCUUUCCCCAAGGUACCUGUAAGCAGCUGUGGGUAGAAUAUGUAAUUCCAGAGUAUUAAAGUUUGUUGUAGAGCCAACAGCGUGGCAGAAGUUAUUUGUCCUUGCUCUUGCUCAACAGCACAGUCUCCUCUUGUCUCCUUUGUGGCUCAGUGUUGUCAGUUUUGCAGCUUCAGUACAAGCAUGGAAGUAUUUGGAACAGAGAGGUGUUUGCAAGUGAUUUCUGAGUAUGUUGGAGAAACACAACAAUUUUAUUGGUUAGCCCAAGGCAGCCUGUGUUUUAUGGAUGCUGAUGGAUCUCUGUGCCCUGCCAUGGGGUGUGUGCUCAGUGUGAGCAGGGAAACCAGAGCCCUGCUAACUCCACAGAUCCCACCAGAUGCAUUCCAGACAUUGGGCAAGCUUCUGGAGCAAAGGAUCUUAGUCCUAGCAGUGCUGUUGGGUCAUGCUGCUUUCCUCUGGCGUUCACGUGUUCUUCCUCUUACCUUCACCAUCCCUCAACACUCUGCUCCUGCAGCAGCAGCAGGAGAUAAUGAAGAAAUUGGAGCAAAUUCCAAGAAAUAAGCCAGAGCAGCUGGUGUUCAGACAGCACUUCAGUGCACAAGUUGUUACUUAUGUAUUCAGUACUCAGCAUCUGGGGCACAAAGCCUUAGGGUGAGCACUGGAGAAAGGGUAAAUCAGAACAUUGUAAAACCUGGAGUGAACCACUCAGAUGCUUCAUUUUUCUCUUUGUACUCCAAGCCAACAGCACUGUUUGCUGUUUCAUCCUGUUCUCCUUUCCCUGUUAACUUUAGUGGCUGGGGAAAGCUGAAGCAGGGGAGAGUGAUGUACAACCAAGACUGGAGUAUUUUGGCUCCAAACCCUGUACCUGCUCUUUGUUUAGAACAACUGUUUAAUGCCAUGAGGAAAAGAAAUAAGCACAGCCCCCUAAAAUCCCACAACCCUUGCCUUGUCUUUGAAUUUGGCAAUUCCUCUCUUAAAAUUUUCUACGUUGAAACAGCUUUGGGAAAAGGGAAUGUAAAAUAAUCAGAUUGGCAAGAAAUCUUUCUGCAAAACCAUGGAUGCAAAUGGCUGACUGCCACUGCCAUCAUCUCUGAGAAGAACAGGUCUUGGGACAUAUCUUCCCUGGAAGCA
Molecule: messenger RNA, 2244 nt
Organism: Melospiza georgiana
Lineage: Eukaryota; Metazoa; Chordata; Aves; Passeriformes; Passerellidae
Product: neuritin-like
Exons: 3
Coding region: 1-423 (140 amino acids)
Biological process (GO): neuron projection extension; nervous system development
Cellular component (GO): plasma membrane
Source: RefSeq, a predicted model, not a curated record